AUGCAGCGGCUCGGGGGCACCCUGCUGUGCCUGCUGCUGGCGGUGGCGGUCCCCACGGCCCCCGCGCCCGCCCCGACGGCGACCUCGGCUCCCAUCCAGCCCGGCCCGGCUCUCAGCUACCCGCAGGAGGAGGCCACCCUCAACGAGAUGUUCCGCGAGGUGGAGGAGCUGAUGGAGGACACGCAGCACAAACUGCGCAGCGCGGUGGAGGAGAUGGAAGCAGAAGAAGCUGCUGCUAAAACGUCGUCAGAAGUGAACCUGGCAAACUUACCUCCCAGCUUUCACAAUGAGACCAACACAGACACCAAGAUUGGAAAUAAUACCAUCCAUGUGCACCGGGAAAUUCACAAGAUAACCAACAACCAGACUGGACAGACGGUCUUUUCAGAGAUGGUAAUUACAUCUGUAGGGGAUGAAGAUGGCAAAAGGAGCCACGAGUGCAUCAUUGAUGAGGACUGCGGGCCCGGCAAGUACUGCCAGUUUGCCAGCUUCCAGUACACCUGCCAGCCAUGCCGGGACCAGCAGACGCUCUGCACCCGGGACAGUGAGUGCUGUGAAGACCAGCUCUGUGUCUGGGGUCACUGUACCAAAACAGCCAACAGAGGCGGCAACGGAACCAUCUGCGACAACCAGAGGGACUGCAAGCCUGGGCUGUGCUGUGCCUUCCAGAGAGGCCUGCUGUUCCCUGUGUGCACACCCUUGCCCGUGGAGGGCGAACUCUGCCAUGACCCUGCCAGCCGCCUUCUGGACCUCAUCACCUGGGAGCUGGAGCCUGAUGGAGCUCUGGACAGAUGCCCCUGUGCCAGUGGCCUCCUCUGCCAGCCCCACAGCCACAGCCUGGUGUAUGUGUGCAAACCGGCUUUUGUUGGAGGCCGUGACCAAGACGGGGAGAGCCUGCUGCCCAGAGAGGCCCCUGACACCUACAUGGACGGCGGCUUCAUGGAGGAGGUGCGCCAGGAGCUGGAGAACCUGGAGAGGAGCCUGGCCGAGGAGCUGGCGCUUGGGGAGCCCAUCGCCACCGCUGAGCUGCUGGGAGGGGACGAGAUUUAGAUCCAGACCUGUGUGCGGGUAGAUGUGCAAUAGAAAGAGCUAAUUUAUUUCCCAGGUGUUCCUCUAGGUGUGCACUGCCCAGGCUUUUGUCCAUGUCCUCUCCCCAGUAAAUUCCCCCUCUGGCAUGACAAAGCGAGGUGCUGUGCAUUUGUCCGACUGCCCCCCGCUGCACUCCACAGGUCACAGUUGUGGGGCUUGGGAAGACAGGGUGUUUGUGGAUGGGGAGGGUGGGACCGAGUUGCUAAGCUUGGUCCAAGUCACUGGCCUCUUUGCCCCUGCUGGUUGGCAGCUGGUACAUCUUGUUCUACAUCGUUUUGAGAAUUGUUUGAGGGGAGGGAAUGGGAAAGGAUGUGGAGACUGCCAUGGUGGAGACUUGGAGAAAUGUGAAGAGUGCCCUGCUUUGCAAACAUCAACCUGGCAAAAAUGCAGCAAAUGAGUUUUUCAUGCAGUUCUUUCCACAGGCACAGGCAAGCUGUGCCUUCAGCUGCUGCAGAUGAAAUGUUCUGGUCAUCCGCGUUACGUGAGUUCACCCAUUUAGCGGUGUGCUCAGCUCCUACCUCUGUGCCGGGGCAGCAUCUUUCUAUCCGUGAUCUAUUCACUUCCUCACCACAGCCUAGCAGGGGGGUGUUGUUCUCCUUGUCUGUCCAGGAUCUAGAGUUUCAGAGACUGCAAGCUACUUGCCCAAGUCACACGGCUAGUGAAGACCAGAGCAGGUUUUACCCAGUGUGACUCCAAGCCCAGUGCUUUCCUCACUACCCCACACCAGCCCCACCAGUGCCACCAAAAGUACCUCCCAAAAGGAGUGUGAAUGGGAUUUUUCUUCUUUUGAGGUAUAUCUGGAAUUAAGGUCAGACUAGCUCCAUUGUCUCUCCGAGAUUAAACUUCUACUGGUAGAAAUAGCAGUGUCCUCACCAGUGUGGGGUGGCCAGUAUUCUAGUGGAGACAAAUGGUAGUGACACUGUCCCCCUUUGGCAGUUGCAUUAGUAACUUUGAAGGUACAUGAUUGGAGCAUAGUAUAGAAGUUAACUUGCAGAAACAGCACCUAGGUACUUGUAGGGCCAGGAUUAUAAAUGAAAUUUGCAAAAUCACUUAGCAGCAACUAAAGACCAUUAUCAACCACAUGGAGAAAAUCAAAGCAAGCAGGGCUCUAUGAAAUAUGGUUGUAAUAUCCAAACUGAGAAGACUGAACUGUAUGCCGUUCCACAAAUGAUAUUUUCAGGUGCCAUGGACUGUUUCCAUUGUGAAUCUAGAGUUAUUAAAUUUUAAAGUUGCA
Messenger RNA from Cynocephalus volans (Philippine flying lemur), 2323 nucleotides. RefSeq names its product dickkopf WNT signaling pathway inhibitor 3 (gene DKK3). Gene Ontology annotation, cellular component: extracellular region. Gene Ontology annotation, molecular function: receptor antagonist activity; co-receptor binding. Bases 1 to 1050 code for a protein of 349 amino acids. Lineage: Eukaryota; Metazoa; Chordata; Mammalia; Dermoptera; Cynocephalidae. The transcript is spliced from 7 exons. Gene Ontology annotation, biological process: negative regulation of canonical Wnt signaling pathway; multicellular organism development. The record is from RefSeq and is a predicted model, not a curated record.